AUUGUUAGAACAAAUGUCUCCGCCCAGCAGAGCUCAACUACGUCCGCAGCAAGGAUUUAUUUACCCACGUUCACAACGUCCAACCUUCAGUUUUGCUUCGGUUCAAACUAGACUCUGACAAAAUGAGUGGUCGCGGCAAGGGAGGAAAAGGACUCGGUAAAGGAGGCGCUAAACGUCACCGUAAAGUGCUCCGUGAUAACAUCCAGGGAAUCACCAAACCCGCUAUCCGCCGUCUGGCUCGCCGUGGUGGAGUGAAGCGUAUCUCCGGUCUGAUCUACGAGGAGACCCGCGGUGUGUUGAAGGUGUUCCUGGAGAAUGUCAUUCGUGAUGCCGUCACCUACACCGAGCACGCCAAGAGGAAGACUGUGACCGCCAUGGAUGUGGUGUAUGCUCUGAAGAGGCAGGGCCGCACUCUGUACGGCUUCGGAGGUUAAAUCACCGUCUCAUCUCACUGCAACACAACGGCUCUUUUAAGAGCCACUCACAUCACCUCAAGAGCUCGUUUCUGUUGAUUUAAUACCGCUGUAUGUUCUAAUUUGACGUGGUUUCCUCUAAGUCCCUCAUAUUGAUGAAGGGAGAAGUGUCGAGUACCAUCUAUGUGACGCAAUCGUGGCAACAUUAUUAAUGCUUAUUCAAAAACAACAGAUUAUCUGAGAGCAGGCCUGGACUGGCCGUCGGGUAUAUCUGAAACAUUCACUGUCACAAACGGACUUUCACACACCUCAUUGCGUGGACUGUCUGAAAAGUAUGAUGACUUAAAGUAAACGUAACAUCAGUAUGAAAAUAUUUUGCCGAAGUCCUACAUUCAUAUUUUUUCUCAUUUAUUAGCGUCACUACUUACAGUACAAAAAGUAAAGUUACCCCUCUCAUGAUGCAGAAGGACCACUUCUUAAAAUUAUUUAUAAAAUUCUAUUAGCCUGUAAUUAUCAGUGCAUUAAUGUUAAUCAUUUUAUCUGCUGUAGGUAACAAUAAGAUAAGAUAGACCUUUAUUGAUCCCACAAUUGAGAAAUUCCAGUGUUACAGUGGCCAAGGAGAAAGAGUCAGAUCAAAAAUGUCAAACUAAAAACUUAAAAACAAGGCAUGAAAAAAAAUACAAAAAAUAUGAAUAAGAAUAAGAAAUGCCAAUUAAUAAUAUUAAUAAUCAUAUUAUAAUAAUAAGCAAUGGAUUAAAGAGAGCAUAUCUAGCGCAAAGUGAUUGUAUGUGCAAAAAGCAACAACAAGGGGAACAGUAAUGUUUAUAAUGGUGUUUAUAAC
Epinephelus moara (kelp grouper) is the source of this 1254-nucleotide messenger RNA. Its product is annotated as histone H4. Gene Ontology annotation, molecular function: structural constituent of chromatin; protein heterodimerization activity; DNA binding. The transcript has a single exon. Lineage: Eukaryota; Metazoa; Chordata; Actinopteri; Perciformes; Serranidae. The record is from RefSeq and is a predicted model, not a curated record. Gene Ontology annotation, cellular component: nucleosome. The coding region runs from base 123 to 434 and encodes 103 amino acids. Gene Ontology annotation, biological process: nucleosome assembly.